UGUUGAUGUGUUGGUAUUUCGCGAGGGUGUUCGGUGGUGAAUGUUGUCAGAGGCUGCACGAUGCACGAGCUGCUCAAGCAUGUGCUCACGGAGCGGGACCUGACCCGCGCCGGCGACCUGUUCGCGGUGCCUGACGCGGACAUCGUCAAUGACCUGAAUGAAGUGCUCAAACAAAUAACUGAGAUAUCAUCUCGACCGGACUAUGUACGAAAUGAUAGAGACCAAGCUCUAAUAGAAAUAUGUGUCACCCGAGUCACAUCAUGUAUCAAGGAGACGGCUACCCUGGACAAGUACUGUGGGGCACUUGUGGCGUUGCUGGAGUCCUGCUUGCAUCAUAACCUGAUGCCAUUGGGGCAUUUGAGGGACGAUGAUCCUCCACAUGCAAAGAUUGCUUCGGACAUCAUUGCUUGCAUAGUGCUGGUAUCCUUCCCAGUGCAAGCAGAUAAAGAGAACUAUGGCAACAAAUCCGUAAUGGAGCUAUUUCUGCCAGUUGCCGUUCAGUUUUUGCACAAGGGCAACCGUGAGAUAUCAAGGCACAUGGCACGAUACUUGUCUCUGGCAGCCAUUCAUCAUGCAGUGUUGUUGAAGCCACAUGUGCAAACUAUUAUGGACUCUAUUAUGACUGGCAACUAUCCUCUUUGCCGCAUAUUAACGAAUCUAUACGAAGUAUGUCCCGAACCGUUAGAAGGGCACACGACCGCGCUAGUAUCACUCCUACCACAUGCAGAACAAGGAGAAAAGAAUUCACUGUUCGCUUUAUUCGAACAGAUCGCCGUUCGAAGGCCUGAAGCGUUAAAAACCUGUGUACCGCAAUUGCUAUCUUAUUUGUGCCCGAACACAACUAGCCAGACUGAUCCGGGGUGUAUGUGCUUGGAUAUUCUUCAGCUAAUCAUAUGCCUGUCGCGCACGCGCGUUACGCUGGUAAUGGAACAUGGCGCCGCAGUGAAGCGGGCGGCGCGGGGGCCGCACGCCUCGCCGCAGGCCGUCGCGCUCGUCGCCGCAUUCUUAACGCAACUCGGCUACACCGGCAGGGAACGCGCCCAAGAAGCCCUCAACUUCGUUCUGGAGAGCUUGUCAACAGUCGACCGCGCGUAUCACGCUGCGCUGAUGCGCGAAGCUACCGCCCUGUGCAGUGCCUUCCCUGUACUCUUCACAGACAAAAUGCUUACCGUAGUGCGCUCUAAUCACAGUCGUCCAAAAUCAACAGUAUCAAGCGAAGUAAAUAGAACAUCAGGCGGAGUAACCAUAGUAAAACUCGGUGGUUUGUCCACCGUGCCAACGCCGGCGCCAGUCCCCCCCACUUCUGCCCCUGUGGCGCCAGUGGCUCCAACUGGGUACACAAGACGGGCCAAGUUGGGCGACUCUCGGAGUACAGGCCGAUUGCAUCCUGGGCCUAACUCGCAUCGGAGUAUGACUAGACUUAAUGUUGCCGGUGGUUCCGUGGGUGGCUUGCACAAAAGCAUGACCCGAUUGUCAUCUUCGCAACAAAUCAAUUCACAGCAAAAUAACGCUCACCAUGCAAGUACAGGUGUGAAUGGCAAAACAUCAACAGGCAGCAUAACAGGUGGCAGCAGCAACAAGUCCAGUGCAACCGUAACCCUCACGGCUGUGUCUCCCGUGUCGGCCAACAGCCGUCCGCUGCGGCCACUCACCGUCGGCGCGACUGCAGCACGAUCGCAUCAUCAUAACAUUAUUAUUGGGCCGUCCGCUUCCGCUAAUAAUUCUGCAAACCCGACAAUAAUCACCGGACCAUCUCCACUUCAAGCUCAAUCCAUCUCUGUCAACCCUCUCACCACGGGCAAGUCUAUAGAUGCUCUCACACCGAUCACCUCCUCGGUAUCAAUACAGCACUCUAACACCGCUCUGGGCCACGUCUCAGUCAUCACUUCAACAGCCAACACUGGUCCGGCUAUCAUCACCCAAGGCUCCGGACCAAUAUCCGUGAAUUCCAACCCAGUGUCCGUCUUGGGUCCAGUGACAGUGACUUCUAGGCGUGCAAAUAACACCAGUGUGACCAUGAUAAACAGUUCAAGUGGUAAUAAUAAUUCGAAUCAUAGAAUCAGUGUGUUUGAACCAUACCCGAUGAGGGACACAGUGCAACAUUUCUGUGAGAAGCAUUUGGAUAAAAUCAAAGCAUAUAUGGACCAUGUUUCGUUGAGGUUGCCGCCGCCGGCCAAGUGUACUAUUGAAGAGCGUCGCUCGAAGAAACUAGCCCGUCUGCAAUUCGCGUGUGGUCGCCGUGGUCCGCACUGCCUCUACGCGCGAACGUUAUUCUCGAUGCGGACUCGAGCACCGCGAGUGUGGAUACACCUCAUGUUCCUCGCACUCCAAGCGCGCCACGGCUCCGCCUUGUCCUCUAGAGAUCCCACUGUGGCCAGUUUGAAGCACUGUUGGGACACGCUCAAGUGUGAAAAUAAAACUUUUCUCACGCUUGUUACUAGUGCUUUCCCAGGUAUUAAGGAACAAGAAAUGCUCUUGAACGAGCUGCGAACUGCAGGAUUUUUCGACGUAUUCGAACUGAACACGACUCGGACCGACGGUGUUACCGUUCCACCGACUCAAGCCACGUGGGGUUGCUUCCUCUGCAACCACCCAGAGCGGGCCGUUGGGUUCCUCGCUGCCGAUGGCCAGCCGGUCAUCGAGGGACAGCUGAAGGAGAAGAAGGGCCGGUGGAGAUUGUUCAGGAGAUGGCGAACGAGAUACUUUACUCUGUCUGGUGCUCAUUUAUCUUGUAAAGGAUCGAGUGGCGGCGAAAGCAUAGACAUCAAUCAAAUACGAUCAGUCAAAGUGUCGCGAGGAGCGCGGAACAUCCCAAAAGCCUUCGAAAUAUUCACAGGAGAUCAGACCUUAAUCCUCAAACCUAAGGAUGGUAAGAAUGCUGAAGAAUGGGUGCAAUGCCUUAGCAUUGCCGUGGCACAUUCGCAGGCGAGAGAUGUGCCCGCUAAGGCCAACAGUUUGCCUGCUAGGGGGCUCACGUUGAAAAGCUUUUGAUUCAGGCAUCUUUCUGUUUUGCCUGGAUCUGAACACAAUUACUGGAUACAGUAUGGCUUAAUACAGUAUAAUAAUAUAGGUUCCGCAAUCCUAUAGUCCAUACUUCACGUUUAAAAGACAAAUUUUAACUGCCCAAUUAACCGUCCAAAGUAUAUUUGGCUUUUAGAUCUCAGUAAUUGAAAUUCCAUUUUUGGGAUUUUUCGAAAAUCCUUGUUACAUCAUAACAACUAAUAGGGAAAAGUUAUACGUGAACUAACACGUGUUUUUCUAUAUUAUAUGUGCUUACUAUGUGUUUUACUAACGUCUUGUUACGAUUCUGUUCACUUAAUAUGGCAUUGAGGAGUUCCG
This is a messenger RNA of Hyposmocoma kahamanoa, 3339 nucleotides long. RefSeq names its product protein melted (gene melt). The record is from RefSeq and is a predicted model, not a curated record. Gene Ontology annotation, molecular function: phosphatidylinositol-5-phosphate binding. Gene Ontology annotation, biological process: regulation of signal transduction. Gene Ontology annotation, cellular component: plasma membrane. NCBI's taxonomy places the organism in Eukaryota, Metazoa, Arthropoda, Insecta, Lepidoptera, Cosmopterigidae. The transcript is spliced from 13 exons. The coding region runs from base 61 to 2991 and encodes 976 amino acids.